AUGUAUUCCCCCAAGGUCGGCGACAGGGUCGAGUCCCUCGACACACCAUCCAUGAUCGUAGAUCUGGAUCUCGUCGAAGCCAACGUUAAAAAGCUAAUGGACAAGCUAUUACCAACCGGUCUCGACAUCCGCCCCCAUCUGAAAACGACCAAGAGCGCGAUCCUAGCCAACAAAAUGGUCAAAGCGGGCGCGAAGGGGGGCUGUGUGGCCAAAGUAAGCGAGGCCGAAGUCAUUGCCGCAGCCGGAUUCGACGACCUGUUUAUCACCUGCGAGAUCAUCGGCCCCACGAAAGUACAACGGCUGGCGGAACUAUACCGCAAGCAUCGUAAGAUCAGGAUAGUUGUUGACAGCGAAGCUGGCGCAACGGCGAUUGACGAGGCUUUGGCGAAAGCCGGUAUUGACGAGCCAAUCUCGGUUUUGAUUGACCUCGAUGUUGGGCUUCAUCGUACUGGUGUCCUGCCGGGUGACCCAGCCAUGACUCUAGCACGGCAUGUGCAGGGUCUGACGCAAUUGAAACUGAUUGGGCUUCAUGGCUAUGAGGGUCAUUUGCAGCAUUUGCAUGAUAAAGAAGAUCGGAAGAGUCAAUGUCUGCAAUCCAUGGAGACCCUCACCAGCACUGCGGACGUGCUGCGGAAGGCGGGCUUCAACAUUGAGGUGGUUACUACAGGAGGAACUGGAACCGCUGAGUUCUGCGCCACUGUACCGGGUGUCACCGAGCUCCAGCCUGGAUCGUUUAUUUUCAUGGAUACGGAUUACCGAAAUGCCGUGGGCACAUUCUAUUCGAACAGUCUUACCAUUCUGUCGACUGUUCUGAGCAAACAAGGACCUCGGUCGGUCACAAUCGACAGUGGGUUGAAAUCUUUGACGACGGAUAGUGGAUUAGCAGAGUGCAGGGAUCCGAGAUACACUUAUGGUGUUCUUGGUGACGAACAUGGCUCACUUAUUUGGGAGGAUGGUACUCCAGCGCUUUCGGUUGGGGAUCGGGUCGAGAUGGUGCCGAGUCACAUUGACCCCACGGUAAACUUGCAUGAUUUCUAUUACGCCCAUCGAGGGGGAACCAUUGAAGAAAUCUGGCCAGUCGACUCGAGAGGCAAGGUCCAAUGA
This is a messenger RNA of Penicillium digitatum Pd1, 1104 nucleotides long. Its product is annotated as DSD1 family PLP-dependent enzyme. Lineage: Eukaryota; Fungi; Ascomycota; Eurotiomycetes; Eurotiales; Aspergillaceae. The record is from RefSeq and is a predicted model, not a curated record. Gene Ontology annotation, biological process: D-serine catabolic process. Gene Ontology annotation, molecular function: D-serine ammonia-lyase activity.